Messenger RNA from Hyla sarda, 4610 nucleotides. It is a transcript of the gene SLC9A9, whose product is annotated as solute carrier family 9 member A9. Gene Ontology annotation, molecular function: sodium:proton antiporter activity. Gene Ontology annotation, cellular component: membrane; recycling endosome. The record is from RefSeq and is a predicted model, not a curated record. Gene Ontology annotation, biological process: regulation of pH; sodium ion transport; proton transmembrane transport. Bases 232 to 2193 code for a protein of 653 amino acids. NCBI's taxonomy places the organism in Eukaryota, Metazoa, Chordata, Amphibia, Anura, Hylidae. The transcript has 16 exons.
GAAUGGGCAUCCCCGGCACAUGUGGGCGUUGUAGUCCGCUGACUGCCAAAGCUCCUAUGUCAAGUGCAGACUGACAGCUGCUUGGAAACUACAACUCCCAGCCUGCAUUGCGCGGAGAAGCAGCUUCCCAUAAAUUGAGCAAGCAGCCCGUGUAGCCCCUCCUCAGGAUCCGCUAUGUGACACUUACAUGUCUUAUAGACUCUUCCUAAAGUGCUGAAGUGUGCGGCCGGGAUGAGGGGCGGCAGGACAUCGGGCGCUGCCAGGACUCUGGAGUUCUUCCAGCAUCAGGGGGCUCUGGAGCUGCUCGUAUUCAACUUUCUGCUCAUCCUGACAAUCCUCACCAUCUGGCUCUUUAAGAACCGUCGCUUCAGGUUCCUGCAUGAGACAGGCGGAGCUAUGGUGUAUGGUCUGGUGAUGGGAUUAAUCAUACGUUAUGCCACAAAAUCCUAUGAACCCGAGGAUGGGGCUGUGUAUGACUGUGAGAGCUUGAGGAGUAACCCUACAUCGCUGCUUAUUAAUGUCACCAACCAUGUUUAUCAGUAUGAGUACCGGGGAGAAAUCAACAAGCACAACAUUAAAAAUGACCAAGGGAAUGCCAUGCUUCAAAAGAUGACUUUUGACCCAGAAGUUUUCUUUAAUGUGCUGCUACCUCCAAUAAUUUUCCAUGCUGGAUACAGUCUAAAGAAGAGACAUUUCUUCCGCAAUUUGGGAACAAUAUUAACCUACGCCUUCCUGGGUACUGCCAUCUCUUGCAUUGUUAUUGGGUUGAUAAUGUAUGGCUUUGUUAAGGCCAUGAUACAGCUGGGACAGAUCCAGGCGGGUGACUUUCAUUUCACUGACUGUUUGUUUUUUGGCUCGCUGAUGUCUGCGACAGAUCCAGUAACCGUGUUGGCUAUUUUCCAUGAACUACAUGUGGAUACUGAUCUGUACACCCUACUCUUUGGAGAGAGUGUCCUAAACGAUGCUGUCGCUAUUGUCCUUACAUACUCUAUAUCAAUUUAUAGCCCAAAGGAGAACCCAAAUACAUUUGAUGCAGCCGCUUUCUUCCAAUGUGUCGGCAAUUUCCUGGGAAUAUUUGCUGGAUCCUUUGCUAUGGGCUCCGGAUAUGCUGUCAUCACCGCCUUAUUGACAAAAUUUACAAAGCUAUGUGAAUUCCCUAUGUUGGAGACAGGACUUUUUUUCCUAUUGUCAUGGAGCGCCUUCCUAUCUGCAGAAGCAGCAGGACUGACAGGAAUUGUUGCCGUCCUGUUUUGUGGAGUGACCCAAGCCCAUUACACAUACAACAACUUAUCGGAGGAGUCCAAACUCAGAACUAAGCAGCUAUUUGAAUUCAUGAACUUCCUGGCAGAGAACUUCAUCUUCUGUUACAUGGGGCUGGCCUUGUUUACCUUCCAGAACCACAUCUAUAAUGCUCUCUUUAUAUGUGGUGCAGUUCUAUCAAUCUUUGUUGCAAGAGCUUGUAACAUAUAUCCGCUUACAUUUCUCUUGAAUUUGGGUCGUAAAAGAAGAAUUCCACGGAAUUUCCAACACAUGAUGAUGUUCUCUGGUUUACGUGGUGCUAUUGCUUUUGCACUUGCUAUUCGAGAUACAGAUUCUCAGCCAAAACAGAUUAUGUUCACCACAACGUUGUUGGUUGUCUUCUUCACAGUGUGGGUAUUUGGAGGGGGUACGACACCAAUGCUGACUUGGCUCCAAAUCAGAGUUGGUGUUGAUCCAGACCAGGACUUAAAGGAUCUACCUGCUAAUCAGAGAACGGAAAUCCCAGUUGAAGGUUCCACAAAAGAAGAGAGUGCCCGUCUGUUCAGAAUAUGGUAUGGUUUUGAUCACAAAUACCUCAAGCCAAUACUAACACAUAGUGGUCCUCCUCUCACAAGCACAUUGCCGCAGUGGUGCAGUCCUAUCGCCAGAGUGCUGACCAGCCCCAGGGCAUACGCACAGGAGGAGCUAAAGGAUGAAGAUAUGGACUACAUUGUGAGCCAUGAUGAACUGACCUCUGCAUACGAAGACACCCUGUCAGCUUCUACUCUGCCCCCUACUCUACAGCAGAGCAGAGAUGAGCACACGUCGGUACAGGCAGGGGGUACAGAUAACGUAAAAGAUGGAGAUCUUGGACUUGGGAAAUAUGACUUUUCACUUGAUAGAGUAUCAAAUCCUUCUCAUCCCAGCCAGCCAGGGGGACAUGUACACAUGUAGUUGUAUUUUUAAAUGCAGAUUUUGUUGAAUAUGUGAAAUAUUAUACUGGAUAAAAAAGGGAUUUUUAUAAAAUGUUGAUAAACAAGUCACAUGGACAUAGAGCCAACUAUUUUAUAGUUAAUAGUGCUUGUCAGUUUACCAGGGACCAAUGACAUUACUUGAUAUUUUUUUUAAUAGGGAUAUUUAGGGGUAUGCUAAGAGGAUAGAACAGGGUAUCUAUGGGGGUUGGGGUUUGGGUUAAGACUCCCCUUAAUUACUAGAACAAGCUGCAGUGCUCUUACUAGGGACACAGAGAUUUUAAGUCUUUGGCUUCUACUUAUUGAACUGGAUACAGUUGCCUCAGUCUCUAUUACUUAAAUUUUUAUAUGAAAAUAAUUGCACUUUUUUAUCACACCUAUGCACAAUUUAUAUUCAUGACCAUCAUUAUGUCCAUAUUACCGCCAGAUAUAUAUAUAUAUAUAUAGUAAAUAAUGCCCCUUUCCUCAUGUUUUAGUGUUCAUUCACAGUGUAUUGAAAUCUCAGACUGCUUGUAUUGCUUACAUGUAUUGAGUAUUUAACCACUUAAAGGGAUUAUCCAGGAAAAAAUGUUUUUAUAUCUCAACUGGCUCCAGAAAGUUAAACAGAUUUGUAAAUUACUUCUAUUAAAAAAUAUUAAUCCUUUCAGUACUUAUGAGCUGCUGAAGUUGAGUUGUUCUUUUCUUUCUAAGUGCUCUCUGAUGACACGUGUCUCGGCAACCGCCCAGUUUAGAAGCAAAUCCCCAUAGCAAACCUCUUCUACUCUCAGACCGGCGAUUUGCGGCGAUUCCGGGUCAAUUGGGUCUCCAGUGACUCAGUGACCCAGAAAAAAAGGGUGAAUGGGGCUGUCUGAGACAGCCCCAUUUACCCUUACCCAGAGGAGUGAGGUGGGGUGUAAAGGCUCACUGUACACCAUGUUACAUUCCUUGAAUAGUAUGCCAUGUGUGUGUUUUUUAUUUUUUUGCUGUUUUUUUUUUUUUUUUUUUUGCUGUUCUGGGGCUUCCUAAAUGUGACAUGCCCCCCAAAAACCAUUUCCGCUAAAUUUGCUUUCCAGAAGCCAAAUGUGACUCCUUCUCUUCUGAGCAUUGUAGUUUGCCCGCAGAGCACUUGACUUCCACACAUGGGGUAUUUACAUACUGUGAAGAGAUGGGGUUACAAAUUUGGGGGGCAUUUACUCCUAUUACCCCUUGUAAAAAUGUAAAAUUCGGGGGAAAACCAGCAUUUUGGUGAAAAAAAAAAAUUCAUUUAUACAUCCGACUUUAAUGAAAAGUCAUCUAACACCUUUUUUACACAUUUUGAACAUAACCUGAGGGUUUGUUCACAUCUUUUACAGAGGGUCUGUUCAAAAUAAUGUAUGUGUGUACAGACCCUGAGGUUGCAUUCGCACUAUGAAAUUUUUAAGCAAAAUUCCGCUUUGAAACUCCGGUGCAGCAGAAAUUCAUUGUUGUCAAUGGGAUUCUGCUGCACACUAUGGAAUUUUAGCGACACAAGCUUUCCGCCACUGAAAUUCCUCCACUGAACAAAUGAAUUUGCUCACUCUUUCAGCAGAAUACUUUGUCAUCUAUGGGGACCGGCCAUGUCUACAUGGUCUGAGCCGCCCCCCUCAUAAUCUGAGAUUCCACAGUGUAAAUGGUCCCCUGACUGUCAUUAGUUUUGUGGCUAAAGUGUUAUCAGAUGUACAUCAGAAGUAAAACUUCCUAAAAUGUCAUGGCAUGUAAGACAUUGCAAUAAAUUGCUGCAAUCAUUCAAAUCUUGUAUUAAAUAGGUUUUCCGGUUAUAAAAAGUGAUAGGAUAUAACUAGGAUAUCAAUGGAGAUCCUCCUACCAGGAUCCAUUCCUUAGGGUACGUUCAUACUACUGAAUUCUCGCGGAAUUCCGCAAGCAGAAUUCCGUGGUGUGAACUUAACAUUAGUGUGAAUGGGUCUCUGAGAGACCCGUUCACAAUGCGGAAUUUCAGCGGCAGAUAAUUCCGCUGCUGAAACUGUUCUGCGCAAAGAAAGAACAUGUUCAUUCUUUGCGAACGGUGACGGCUCAGUGCCCCGCGGCCCUAUCGCUGAAGUAUUUUCGGCGGUGGCUGCCAGAUGGAAUGUCUGCUCGCUGAAUUCAGCGAGCGGAGAUUCCGCAGUGUGAAUGCACCCUAAGAAUGAAGAGGCCCAGCCAGGUAAAUGCUGUAUCUUCUUUACUUUUUAAAGUCUGGCACUCUUGUUUUGAUGCUGUGUAACUGCAUCGCAUCCUAUUCCUAGAUUUCAGUCACUUUGUUCUUGGGAUUGAUAGGCAGGACCUCCAUUAGAAGAGCAUAGAGCGUGCUCUACUCAGGGGUUAAGGAAAAUGCACAUGGGGCACAAUCACUGGGUCUGACACCCACCUCUUAAAGGGACUUAAACAGUUACACUUGUAAUAAAU